AUGACAAGUCUACCUUGUUCUGCGUCCGCUUGUUGGAAACGACUAGCAAUUGCUUUGCUUCUGUUAUUGGAAGCCACUUCGUCUGCGUUUGCUGUGGUGGGUCCCCAAUCAUCAGCGGCGGCAAGCUCUCGACAAAGUGCUUCUCCUGAUUCCACCACAGAUGAGGACCACAGUGGACUACCUCCUUACUUUCCCAGACGCCAUGAUGUUUUGGUAGCUUUGGAUGCAGUGAAACGAGCUUGUCGUGUCACACGGGCUCUCCAACCAGUCGUUGCAGUCGAAGAGAGUAGUGCUUCCAUUGCGACCGUAGAAAAGGCAGACUUGUCUCCCGUGACAGUCGCAGAUUAUGCUGUCCAAGCCUUGAUUCUACAGUUGCUGCAACGUAAGUUCCCCUUGGACGGUUUUAUUGCCGAAGAAGACCGACAAGCACCAGAAGCCGAUGAUAGCCUAUGUCAGCAAAUCAUGGCAGCACUGAACGAAGAUAGUGCAAUUGAGAGUGAUCGUGAAUCCGUGCUAAGGAGCAUUGAGUUGGGAAAAUCAUAUACCCAGUGGGAUUCUGCGACGACAAAUCGGCCCUCUCGUGUCUGGUGCUUGGACCCUAUUGAUGGUACCAAGGGAUUCUUGCGUGGCAGACAUACCGGGGGACAAUACGCCAUUGCUCUGGCAUUGGUGGAAGAUGGAGUCCCCACCAUUGGGAUAUUGGGUUGUCCAAACUUGCCGACACGAGUCGACGAUGAACAAUAUGCUUGGUCUGCAGAUGAAAAACACCAUCAAGAAGAUCCUUCUUCUACUCGGGGAUGCAUCUUUGUAGCCAGUCGAGGGGGCGGGUGUUACCAACUCAGUUGCAAUGGGGAUACUCCUGUCAAGCGGCUUGAUGUCACACCCAAUGAUGCGUCGACACGUGUCGUUGAGAAUGGGCGAUUCUGUAUCGGUGUCGAGCGCUUUAGUGAUGCUCUCGGUCAAACCGACGCCAUGGCUAACAUUUUGCAACACGGAUUAGACGACAAUGGUGCCAUCAAGAGGGCACGACGUAUGGAUUCCCAAGCGAAACAUGGUGUCAUUGCUCGUGGUGGCGCCGAAUGGUACGUUCGCUUGCCCAAACCAGGUUAUGUAGAAUGGAUAUGGGAUCAUGCGGCUGGAAAUGUGGUCAUUGAAGAAGCGGGUGGGACCAUGACCGAUACACUUGGCAAUCCAUUGGAUUUUUCAUUGGGUCCCAAGUUGUCUCCGUAUGUGAAGGGAAUAUUGAUGAGCAAUGGUGGGGUGUUUCACUCGGCACUUGUCGAUGCUUAUUCCAAGGUUGCGUCAUAG
Messenger RNA from Seminavis robusta, 1308 nucleotides. The record is from the annotation of a GenBank genome assembly. Lineage: Eukaryota; Bacillariophyta; Bacillariophyceae; Naviculales; Naviculaceae.